ACACAGAAAGCGAUGAAAACUUUCUAAAAAUAAGUUCGAACUGACGUAUGCAGAUAAUAUUUAAUGUAAUUAUUGUUUGUCAUACACACAAGAGCGUCUGUACCUAAAAUAAUUAUAUGCAUCUCCUCAGAUGACACUACUUGUGUGUAAAGUUGUGUGAUGGACAAAAUAUCACUACCGUGUGUGUGUUUAUAGAUAUGGAUAAAGAUAUAAUAUGGCAUCAAAAGAUGAAGGACAUAAAUGGAAUGCAAACUCGGUGCUAAGCCAAAUACAAGAAGAUAAAGUACGAGAAUAUCGAGAAGCGUUCAAUUUGUACGAUAAAGACCAUGAUGGUGUUAUAUCUACACAUAAAUUAGGUGUCAUACUGAGAUCAUUGGGACACAACCCAACAGAACUCGAGAUUCAAGAAAUGAUUGAUGAAGUCGAUCAUGACAGAACGGGUUCAGUUGAGUUUGAAGACUUUUUAGAGGUUGUGAUGAGUAAAGACCUCGACGAAGAGGAUCACGAACUAGCAUUAAAAGAGGCGUUUAAAAUGUUUGACCGGGAUGGCAAUGGUUACAUUGACGCUGAUGAACUUAGAUUGUGUAUGAUGAAUCUUGGUGAGAAAUUAACAUUAGAUGAAGUUGAAGAAAUGAUCAAAGAAGUUGAUGUUGAUUAUGACGGAAGGAUGAAUUACGAAGAAUUUGUGAAGUUGAUGUGCACAAAAUACCCUUUGAUGUGAUAUUUUUACCAGCAAUGUGAUAGAAAUAUGGAAUAAAAAGGAAAGUACACACCAGCCAAAUACUUCAACAUUCUUAUUCAUGAUAUUCAUGACCUAAGUCCUUGUUCAGACACACAACUGACAAAAGAAGUGCCAAACAGGAGUAUAUCUUUUGAAUUGUUUCAGUUUAAUGAAAUCGUAAAUUCGAAAAUCAUCAAUAAACUUUUAUGACAACGAGCUACCGAUAUAAAGAAAUGUGUUUCUGAGUGUUGCAUUCCAAUGAAGCAACGAUUUGAAUAAGGCAAUAUUCUUUUCUUCAUAUUGCUACAUUGUACCACGAAAUGGCUUUUUAUCUUUAUUAACUUUAUCUUGCCAUUUACCGCCAUGAUGUUUGUUAAUGUGUAUACAUGAAAAUUUAUGCAAGUUGAGCAGAUGCGUACAGUUUUAGAACGAAUAAAAUAUUACUUGUU
Mytilus trossulus (common blue mussel) is the source of this 1170-nucleotide messenger RNA. Its product is annotated as calmodulin-beta-like. The record is from RefSeq and is a predicted model, not a curated record. The transcript has 5 exons. The coding region runs from base 215 to 721 and encodes 168 amino acids. Gene Ontology annotation, molecular function: calcium ion binding. Lineage: Eukaryota; Metazoa; Mollusca; Bivalvia; Mytilida; Mytilidae.